UUUGACAAACGACGAGGUGACGAAAGUUAAAAACGAAAUUGUACAAUUUUGUAAACAUAGCUCCAUAUGUGUUAUUUAAUCAGAAUUAGAUCGUCUUAUACUAUCAUACAACUAUCUUAAAACUAAGUAUAUCUAAUUGACACGGUGAAACGAUAGUGCAUAGCAGUUUCGAUUAUACUUCUGAAAAAAAUUCGCGGAUUCUUUAUUAGAUUCAAAAAAAUUUCUGAUUCGUCGUUGUUAAGACAUUAUUUGAAGUAUUUGUAAUGGUCACGAUCGAUUAUUCAUGUCGAAAAUGUCGAAAAUAAAGAAAUUGACGGGGUCAUUUCGAUACACACAAUGGGACCCAUGCCUUAUAAUAUCCCAGAUUUUAGCAACGCAGUUCAUGCUCUACGUUUCCCUUAGUCUUCUGGUCGCGAUUAUGCAGGACCUAACCGGAUCUACGAGGACUUUGGAUCACAUUUUUGAAUAUCAUGAAAUUCAUGUUAAAGAUAAUGAAGGGAGAUCCAUGAUAUUAGCAUUUGUACUGAAUGCCAUUGCUGGUGCAUAUUUAUUAUGGUUGCUGGUAGGACGAACAAAGCUGUGCUUGGAUUUCAGUUGCACAUAUUAUGGAAUCCACCUUAUUGUGUGUUGGUUCUACAAUGGAUUAUUCCCUACGACUUUCUCAUGGUGGGCGUUGAACAUUUCUUGUGCUGCAAUCAUGUGUGUAGCAGGUGAGUUUCUCUGCCUCAGGACAGAGUUACAAGCCAUACCACUCAGUAACAUUGGAGCUAAAGUUGAUUUAUGAGAUAAGAAUGUCAUGUUAAUUAAUGUAAACCAAAUUUGACUCAAUUUCAAUUUUUUUUGUUACUUAGUCAUAGAUGAUUAGAGGUGAAUUGAAUCUGAACUGUGUUAUGACAUAGUAUGUAUCAAUUAUAUAAUAUCCUUUUCUGUUGGUCAGUUUCCACAGAUUGCUUUUAGUUUUUACCACAGAAUAAUUUAUGCCAAUUUAUAUUGUAUAGAACAAAUUUUUAAAAAGCUUUCAAUAACUGAAUUAAGAGUAAUACAUACCUAGAUAUUAGGAUAUUAACUGUUAAAAUUUAUUUUUAUAAGUGUACAGUAAUUCUCUAGUAAUAUUGCCUAAUUUAUGUUGUAAAUAAAACAAUUGACUAUGAA
This is a messenger RNA of Pieris brassicae (large cabbage white), 1152 nucleotides long. It is a transcript of the gene Sys1, whose product is annotated as protein SYS1 homolog. The transcript has 3 exons. Gene Ontology annotation, cellular component: Golgi membrane; trans-Golgi network. Bases 284 to 784 code for a protein of 166 amino acids. The record is from RefSeq and is a predicted model, not a curated record. NCBI's taxonomy places the organism in Eukaryota, Metazoa, Arthropoda, Insecta, Lepidoptera, Pieridae. Gene Ontology annotation, biological process: Golgi to plasma membrane protein transport; protein localization to Golgi apparatus; Golgi to endosome transport.